AUGGCUCUUCGCGGUUUCAUUGCCCUGUCCCUCCCUCUGCUGGCGCUCGCCAAGGGCUCGCUGCGCGGAGGAGACCUGCAGUGCACUGGUGAGGGGAAUCUUCCUGCCGGCCCGGUCUGCUACGGCGGCACCCUCCUCUCAGAAACGUUCAAGAUCCAUGUGGUGAGCCAUGAUGGCGAAGUGGGGAUUGUGGACAUGAAGGCCGAGGGGCCCCAGGAGGCAGAGUGCGACGGCGCGCAGUUUCAGAACGAAGAGAACGUCAUCACCAUCGAGAACGACCAUGGCUGCGGCCUUUCCAACUACGAGUACUCCGUGCAGUACUGCCCGGACCAGGACAACCUGAUGAUCAACAUCGUGAAGCCCUUCAGCGUGCGCAUGGUUCUCGAGAGCCAGACCUGCCCACCAGCUGGCGAGGUUUGA
Symbiodinium sp. CCMP2592 is the source of this 420-nucleotide messenger RNA. Lineage: Eukaryota; Dinophyceae; Suessiales; Symbiodiniaceae. The record is from the annotation of a GenBank genome assembly.